This is a messenger RNA of Canis lupus familiaris (dog), 1437 nucleotides long. RefSeq names its product RAB38, member RAS oncogene family (gene RAB38). Bases 70 to 705 code for a protein of 211 amino acids. Lineage: Eukaryota; Metazoa; Chordata; Mammalia; Carnivora; Canidae. The record is from RefSeq and is a predicted model, not a curated record. The transcript has 3 exons. Gene Ontology annotation, cellular component: Golgi apparatus; trans-Golgi network; vesicle. Gene Ontology annotation, biological process: vesicle-mediated transport. Gene Ontology annotation, molecular function: GTP binding; GTPase activity.
CCCGCCACUCGGUGCGCCCAGGCCCCGGCUGCGCUCCCGGUCGGCUCGGCACGCGGGCGGCCCGCCAGGAUGCAGGCCCCGCACAAGGAGCACCUGUACAAGCUGCUGGUGAUCGGCGACCUGGGCGUGGGCAAGACCAGCAUCAUCAAGCGCUACGUGCACCAGAACUUCUCCUCGCACUACCGGGCCACCAUCGGCGUGGACUUCGCGCUCAAGGUGCUGCACUGGGACCCGGAGACGGUGGUGCGCCUGCAGCUCUGGGACAUCGCAGGUCAAGAAAGAUUUGGAAACAUGACAAGGGUCUACUACCGAGAAGCUAUGGGUGCAUUUAUCGUCUUCGAUGUCACCAGGCCAGCUACAUUUGAAGCGGUGACAAAGUGGAAAAAUGAUUUGGACUCCAAGUUAAGUCUCCCUAAUGGCAAACCAGUUUCAGUGGUUUUGUUGGCCAACAAAUGUGACCAGGGGAAGGACGUGCUCAUAAACAAUGGCCUGAAGAUGGACCAGUUCUGCAAGGAGCAUGGUUUCGUAGGAUGGUUUGAAACGUCAGCAAAGGAGAAUAUCAACAUUGAUGAAGCCUCCAGAUGCCUGGUGAAACAUAUACUUGCAAACGAGUGUGACCUAAUGGAGUCCAUUGAGCCAGACAUCGUGAAGCCCCACCUCACAUCGCCCAAGAUUGUCAGCUGCUCCAGCUGUGCUAAAUCCUAGUAGGCUUCUUCACUGGCAUCUGACAGAAAUAAUCCCAUUAUCUCACGUCUUAAUUCUUAGCAAUUUGUGUAAAUGUCAAGAUAGGGAUACACAUGUCGCAAGCCAAAGAUCUAUGCCUAUACCUUUCCUAUAAGAGAGAAAAAAAGCAAGUGUUCUUUUUUAUGUUUUUUUCCAACACCAGCACAGUGUUUACAGGCUUGUUAAAUAUUUAGUCUGUUACAAAAUUCUGUCUUGUAGCUGACCACAAUUCUGCAAGGCCAGCAUCAGCCCUGUUACUUGCUUCUUGGAAUCAGCCAAGGCCUCAGGUCUUAAAGAGAAAGGGGAGAAGAGCAGUCUAGCUGUCAAGUUAAGCACUGGCUCUCACUUUGCCCCUGAUGCCUUUGUCCAGACUCCAAUACAUUCUCUGCUGGGCUGACAGGCCUAUUAAGUAGAAACAACUUUUUUCUCCAGAGAUGACCUCCAUUUUCAACAGACCUAAGAGUCAUUUCCUAUUUAGCCCUUUAGAGUCAGUACACAGGUUUCCUGAGCUUUUAUGGCUUUUAUUGUCACUUGUGAUGCCCUAAAUGUUGUUUAACUGAAAACUUAUGAAAAGACCUGCCUCCAUAUGUGCCUUUCUGUUAGCUUUCUUUGAUUCCAGCUGUGGGACUCUUCUGUUCAUGUAAUAUAUAUUAUAUAUAUUUUCACAAGUGGAAAAUAAGACAUUAAAAGAUGCUGUUUCCCUAUUUCUGAAAA